Andrographis paniculata is the source of this 1824-nucleotide messenger RNA. RefSeq names its product 6-phosphogluconate dehydrogenase, decarboxylating 3, chloroplastic-like. The record is from RefSeq and is a predicted model, not a curated record. Gene Ontology annotation, biological process: pentose-phosphate shunt, oxidative branch; pentose-phosphate shunt. The coding region runs from base 103 to 1569 and encodes 488 amino acids. Gene Ontology annotation, cellular component: cytosol. Gene Ontology annotation, molecular function: phosphogluconate dehydrogenase (decarboxylating) activity; NADP binding; phosphogluconate 2-dehydrogenase activity. NCBI's taxonomy places the organism in Eukaryota, Viridiplantae, Streptophyta, Magnoliopsida, Lamiales, Acanthaceae. The transcript has a single exon.
GCGGUGCAGCUUCUGUAGCCUCUCAAGCUUUAUUUCCAUUUUCUUCCCCAAAAUCCCCAAAUCGAGAUCUUGAAUUCGAUUCAGACCUUCGGAGCGGCAUCAAUGGAGUCGGCGGCGCUAUCGCAAAUCGGUCUAGCAGGCCUGGCGGUGAUGGGGCAGAACCUAGCCCUCAACAUCGCCGAGAAAGGGUUCCCAAUUUCCGUCUACAAUCGAACCUCUUCCAAGGUCGACGAAACCCUAGAUCGCGCCCAUCGCGAGGGCCAGCUACCUCUGACGGGACAGUAUUCGCCGAAGGAUUUCGUCCUUUCGAUCAAAAAGCCUCGGUCGGUUAUAAUUUUGGUCAAAGCCGGCGCUCCGGUCGACCAGACGAUCUCGGCGCUGUCCGCGUACAUGGAGCCAGGAGACACGAUAAUCGACGGCGGAAACGAGUGGUACGAGAACACCGAGCGGCGGAUGGUCGAGGCGUCGGAGAAAGGUUUGCUGUACUUAGGGAUGGGAGUUUCAGGCGGAGAAGACGGUGCCAGGAACGGUCCUUCGUUGAUGCCAGGCGGUUCGCACAGAGCAUAUUUAAACAUUCACAACAUACUCGAGCGAGUUGCUGCGCAGGUAGACGACGGACCUUGCGUGACCUACAUUGGCGAGGGAGGAUCUGGAAAUUUCGUGAAAAUGGUGCAUAAUGGAAUCGAGUAUGGAGAUAUGCAGCUGAUUUCAGAGGCCUACGAUGUUCUGAGGAACGUCGGAGGGCUGAGCAACGACGAAUUGGCUGAGAUUUUCGGGGAAUGGAAUCGAGGUGAAUUGGAGAGCUUUUUGAUCGAAAUCACCUCUGAUAUCUUCAAAGUGGAGGAUGAAGAAACAGGGGAGGGUCAUUUAGUCGACAAGAUUCUCGACAAGACAGGGAUGAAGGGGACGGGGAAAUGGACAGUGCAGCAGGCGGCGGAGCUGUCGAUCGCAGCUCCGACGAUCGCCGCUUCACUAGACAGUCGAUACAUGAGCGGAUUAAAGGAGGAAAGGGAGGCUGCAGAGGAGAUUUUCAGGAAAGAAGGGAUGAAGGAGGAGAUAAACAACAUUGGAAGCGUCGACAAGAAGAGAUUAGUAGAUGAUGUAAGGCAGGCAUUGUAUGCCUCAAAGAUUUGCAGUUAUGCACAAGGGAUGAAUUUGUUGAGGUCGAAGAGUGUGGAGAAGGGGUGGGGGUUGAAUUUGGGGGAACUGUCGAGGAUUUGGAAAGGGGGUUGUAUCAUUAGGGCCGUGUUCCUCGACAGGAUUAAGCAGGCGUAUCAGCGGAAUCCAGGGCUGGCGAAUUUGUUGGUCGACCCGGAUUUUGCGAGGGAGAUGGUGCAGAGGCAGGCGGCGUGGAGGAGGGUUGUGGGGGUGGCGAUACAGAAGGGGAUUAGUGUGCCGGGAAUGUCGGCGAGUUUGCAGUACUUUGAUACGUAUAGGCGCGGGAGACUUCCCGCGAAUCUUGUGCAGGCACAAAGGGAUUACUUUGGAGCGCAUACUUACGAGAGGAUUGAUCGUCCGGGAUCUUACCAUACCGAGUGGUCCAAGCUUGCUCGGAAGGCGCGAGUUUAAUGGUAAGUGCUGUUUAAUCGAGCUUUUGAAGAUGGUUAUUGAAUAUUGCUCUAUGUUGCGCGGUUUGAUUUAUCGAGGGGGUUAAUUGAACUUGAGUUAUUUAGUUGACGAGGAUUUCUUGCGAAAGACAAAGCAUGUUGUAGUUUCUGCAUUGCAUUUAAUAACGGGACGUGUCUUUUCGAAUGGCAUUGGUGAUUUUGUUUUCUUGCUAUGGAAAUGCUUAUUGGCCGUGCUCGGGUUUUGUUUGUUAUUCUA